Molecule: messenger RNA, 1872 nt
Organism: Polyodon spathula (Mississippi paddlefish)
Lineage: Eukaryota; Metazoa; Chordata; Actinopteri; Acipenseriformes; Polyodontidae
Exons: 9
Coding region: 195-1358 (387 amino acids)
Source: RefSeq, a predicted model, not a curated record
UCGCCUCACACGGAAAACAUGUUCCUAGUCCUUUUUUUGUUUUUUGUUUUUUGCUCGGCAGGUUCUAAGACUUUUAGGAGGUUUUGGUUUUCGUUUCCUAUGCAAACAAAUAACAAAGGAAAUAUUUGAUUUUUCCUUAUACACUGCCAACACAAUUUACUAUCUGGAAGAAAAUCGAUCGACCCAGCACAAGCAUGACUUGGAUAUUCUUUUUGAUUAGUUUCACCAUCAUGCCAGUGACCAGUGAGGUUCCAGAAGUGCCAGAGAUACCUGUGUACCUUGGAGACGCAGUUUCCCUGCCAGGGGUGAAGGACAAUCAGACCAGAUUGAUUGAAUGGACAUUUAAGAACAGCAGUGGGUAUUCAGAGGAUGUUUUUACCCUUUACUCAGCAUCACCAGACAGCCCUGACAUCUUUGCAAAGUACAAAAAACGGAUAUAUGUGUUUCCAAACGGUUCAUUCACUUUAAAACAUGUGGACUGGAGAGAUGGUGGCAACUAUGAAAGAAAAAUUAACCAAAAGCACAAGCAGCAGUAUCGGCUCCGCAUUCUUGAGCUUCCUGGUCAUCCCAUCAUAAUUAAGAAUCAAGAUGUCCUUACUUGUAAUGUCACUGGUUACGAUUCAGUGACCUGGACAAAGGAUGGUAAAAAUGUCCCAGAAGACUUUGAGAUUUCUAACAACACCCUACAACUGCCUUCUAAUGCAUCUGUCUCAAAACUCUGUGGAGUGUACAAGUGCCUAGCCCAAUCCCCAAAGCACAACAAGACAGCAGAUGUUUCACUAAUUGUUUUUUCAGAUCAGCAGAAAGCCGUUGUCGUUGUAGAGAUGUGUGCAUUUGUUUUGGACCUACUAUCUGUGCCAUCCACCACUAUGCAGUUUCAGUUUUGCUACAAUUUGAUACCAACAGGGUGUGGUCCUAUGAAUUGGUGGUUGUUUACUGGUGUUGUGGCAGACUUUUUUUCCCCUAUUUUAAACAUUGUUGGACUGAGCUUAUGGAUUAAUGAAGAUAAUAACCUCAAAGCUUUGGUGAUUUUAAUGGUAAUUUCUGUUGUCAUCUUAAUCCUGUUGACCAUAAGAAAAAUAAGACAAGUCAAACUGCCUCUGCCACAUGGUGUACUCAACAUUUUCCAGUAUGGCACCACAUUAUCAGUCAUCUUUUUAAACAUUUACAAAGAAAAUCCUUGCAGCUUCUUUGUGAAAAAAGGCCUCCCUUACUUUUUAGCACUAGUAAUCUUGAUAGUGUUAUUAUGGGUUUGCACCCUCGUCUACUUGGUAGCAACUGGUAAAAGGAACAAUACCAAGACAAAAGAGGAUGAGGAUAAGAAUGAGCCAUUACACAGAGAGGAUGCUGUUCUGUAGAUAAGAAUGAGCCUGUAACAGGGCUGGGAGCCCUGUGCAGGAGAAGGGGGCAGGGCAAAGCCCUGCUGUUAUAAAGUGUAUUUGUUUUGUUUUAUUAUUAUUAUUAUUAUUAUUAUUAUUAUUAUUAUUAUUAUUAUUAUUAUGAUUUAUGGCAUUUAUAUAUGAAGAAGCGCCGUGUGUUAUGUUUUGUUUUUGUAGUGUGUUGCAGCGUGGAUGGGAAGCCCCAUCCACUAAUAAAAACCUUGUGCAGAAAGUGGCCAUCUUUUGAAUUAAGUGGUUAGUUUGUUGUUAAUCGGGAUAUGGUCACCUGCAUAUAAACCUGCAGCUGACUGAGGUGUUCAUGAAGGAGGAACGGGAGAGGAAGAGGAGAACAAAAGCAAAACUAAAAACUGGAUAAGAUAGGAUCAGUGAAGGCGAUUGCCAAGCCUGACCUAGGUAUCGAUUUGUGUUUUGUGUUUGUGAUUUGUUUUAUUUAAAACUUUUAUUUCACUCUGUGAGCAAUGUGGUUUUGUUU